Messenger RNA from Andrographis paniculata, 1379 nucleotides. RefSeq lists its product as uncharacterized. The coding region runs from base 116 to 1129 and encodes 337 amino acids. The record is from RefSeq and is a predicted model, not a curated record. Gene Ontology annotation, cellular component: Mis6-Sim4 complex; kinetochore. The transcript has 12 exons. NCBI's taxonomy places the organism in Eukaryota, Viridiplantae, Streptophyta, Magnoliopsida, Lamiales, Acanthaceae.
AAACAAUAAUAAUAAAAUAAUAGGAAAAAAAAAAAAAGAAUAAACCCUCCUCCGCCGCUCCUCUAUCGCCGGCAGACCCCAUCCAAAUUUUCGAGCUUCAGCGUUCCGGCGAACCAUGUUGAUGACGAGGGAAGAAGACGGGAGUCACUCGGUCAAUGUUUUGAAUUUCCCUCGGGCUGAAGAUAUUCGGUUAGAGACUACCCGUGCAAGAUUUACAAAUAUCCUCAAAAGGCAUGGAGAGUUGACGGUGCGACUUUCGAGGGACUGUGACAAGACCCUUUUUGAGCGCUUGCAGAAGGAGUUUGAUGCUGUUCGUGUUUCUCAAACACGAGAAAUAUAUUUAGAAGGUGAGCAAUGGAAUGAUGGGUUACUAGCAACAGUAAGAGAGCGGGUUCACAUGGAAGCUGAAAGGAAAACAUUACAAUCGCGAAGAGAUGCAGAUGCAAUGUUAGACCACUCCAUUCAUGAGAAAUGUACUUAUAGAGCUGGAAAUAAGAUAAUCUGUUGUUUGGAUGGAGCAAGAAUUGGCAUUCUGUAUGAAACGUCAUUUGCAGGAGAACCUUGUGAGGUGUUCCAUUGUGUUCUUGAAAGCAAGUCAUUUCUAGAGAAAAUGACUGUUCUCGAGCAUACAAUUCCAUUUUUCUUGCCGAUACGUGAGGUGGAAAAUGAUUAUCUCUCUUCAAAUGCAAUGAAGUUCAUAGAUUAUGUGGGAGACUUGCUUCAGGCUUAUGUCGAUAGAAAAGAGCAGGUUCGCCUUGUAAAGGAAUUGUAUGGAAAUCAAAUAGGGGAGCUUUACUUUAGUCUCCCGCAUCACAUGAUAGAGUUUGUGCUGGCGAAUUUUGACUGCAAGAUAACUGUGAAUCUUAGAUACGCGGAUCUUCUCGCAACACUACCUUGUGAAGUCAGCGUAUUUGCAUGGCCUAAGCGGCAAACUAAGAAACGUCGAACCAGUGCAUUGCCAGUUGACCAGAGGGACAAUGGGGCUACAAGAAGUCAACUAAUUCCAGCUCGUUUAGUACCAGCUGAGGAUGCCCUACGAACAAUGAGUUUACCUGAAGCUUUUGCGGAGAUUGUUCUGAACAUGUCCGAGAUGCUUAAAGAUGCAUUCCCGAUGCAGACCUCAGCCUAAUUUAUUCAUCGUAUUAUCAAAGUCAAUAGUAAAAAUCUGGUACUUUGUGAGUACAUAAAAUGGAAUUGCUGGUGGUAGUUUGUGGAAGAUGUAUCCCGAUUUAACUUCAAAUUGAGAGAGAGAGAGAGAGAGAGAGAGAGAGAGAGAGAGAGAGAGAGAGAGAGAGAGAGAGAGAGAGAGAGAGCAUGUUUGAAUCUGUCAGAUGUGUGUUUUUGCUGCACUCUUAUCUAAUUGGUGCUAUUUGAUAAAA